Molecule: messenger RNA, 17398 nt
Organism: Salvelinus fontinalis (brook trout)
Lineage: Eukaryota; Metazoa; Chordata; Actinopteri; Salmoniformes; Salmonidae
Gene: pcloa
Product: piccolo presynaptic cytomatrix protein a
Exons: 25
Biological process (GO): presynaptic active zone assembly; protein localization to synapse
Cellular component (GO): axon; cytoskeleton of presynaptic active zone; glutamatergic synapse
Molecular function (GO): protein binding; structural constituent of presynaptic active zone
Source: RefSeq, a predicted model, not a curated record
CUUUGUUUUUCUGUCUUACAGAAAGAAUGGUUAUGUCUCAACUGCCAGACCCAAAGAGCUCUCUCUGGCCAGCUGGGCGAUAUGCCCCCUCCACCAUCUCCUGUGAAGAAGCAACUACCCACACCUACCCCUACCCCUCCUGCCUCCCCUGCCAAUGUCCCUGCCUCCCCAGCUGCUGCUGCUGCUGCUGCCUCUCCAUUAGCAAGAAGCCUCUCAGUCACUCAGGCAGAGGCAGCAGCAGCAGCAAAGGAAGACACCCAGCCGCUUCCCAUGUCCAAGGUAGUAGCAGAACGCACCCCGCCCCAAACACCAGACUCUGCGUCUGCAAACACAGACACCACACCCAUCCCACCUGAGCAUGCCACCCCUCCCCCUGAUAGUGUCCCAGAGGAGAAAGAACCAGAGCAGGCUGAAACGAUGGAAGCUAUAUCUGAGACUAUACUGGAUGAGCCUGUGCCAGAGAGUGGAGUGGAGAGUACUGUCAAGGCCCAGGCAGUGGAGAAAGACCCAGAGCAGGCUGAAGCGAUGGAAGCUAUAUCUGAGACUAUGCUGGAUGAGCCUGUGCCAGAGAGUGUAGUGGAGAGUACUGUCGAGACCCCGGCAGUGGAGAAAGACCCAGAGCAGGCUGAAGCGAUUGAAGCUAUAUCUGAGACUAUGCUGGAUGAGCCUGUGCCAGAGAGUGUAGCGGAGAGUGCUGUUGAGGCCCCGGCAGUGGAUCAUCCAGAGAGUAUGCCAGAGAAAGUUACAGAAGAACAGUCACCACCCGACACUACUCAGGCAGAAUCAGAUAUCCAGCCUGCAGUUGUAGAGGAGCCUGGCAUUGCUCCUCCUGUAGAGAAUGAGUCAGAAAAGCCUGUUGAGGCAGCACCCGAGCCAACUCCAAGCCCAGAUACAGUGCAGAGUGAGUCUACAGCAGAGGAGAUCUCACCGGCUCCCUCUGCAGGUAGUGAGAAAGAGGAGCCCAUUCUAGAGAAGGUUCUUGAAGAGGAAGCUAAGCCGGUAGAGCCAGAGGUGAUUCCAACACCUGAAACGGUCACACAGGAAACUACUGUCCAACCUGACCAAUCACCAGAGCCUGUACCGCCAGCUCCUGUAGUCACUGAGGAGGAAGGGAAAGCAGUGGUGAUUGAGGAAGAACCUAGCCAGCCACCUAAAGCUGAGGAGACAGCUCCUACAACUCCUGCAGUCACCGAGCAGCAGGAGAAACGUAAAGAGCCAGAGCCUCAAGCAACUACUGUUGAACAGCCUCCAACUGAGGUGUCUUCAGUACAUACAGGUCCAGUAGCAGAGAGUUCAGCUGUGGAGACGGCUGUGGAGACUAAGAUGCCAGAGGUGGCUCCUGCUCCACCAGUUAAGGUUGUAGAGAAUUCGGCCUCAGCUCCCAAAGCUCCUAAUGAGCCGGUAGAGGAUUGUGCAUCUCCCAAACCAGCAGAGCUAGAGCCUGUGCCUUCACAAAAAGAGGAGGUGCCACCUGCGGUAGAAGAAACUCCCCCUGUAGUUGCUGAGAAUGAACAGCCUAAAGAGGUAGAGACCAUUCCACAAACUGAGGCAAUUGAGUCUGUAGCCCCAUCUACUCCUCUAAUUACUGAUAAAGUUGAGGAGAAGCCUGUGGAGAAGGAGGCAGAGCCAAUUCCGCCAGCCCAAGUUGAGGAGAAGCCUGUAGAGGAGCCAGCCCAAGUUGAGGAGAAGCCUGUAGAGAAGGAGGCAGAGCCAAUUCAGCCAGCCCAAGUUGAGAAGAAGCCUGUAGAGAAGGAGGCAGAGCCAAUUCAGCCAGCCCAAGUUGAGGAGAAGCCUGUAGAGGAGGCAGAGCCAAUUCCGCCAGCCCAAGUUGAGGAGAAGCCUGUAGAGAAGGAGGCAGAGCCAAUACCGUCAGCCAAAGUUGAGGAGAAACCUGUAGAGAAGGAGGCAGAGCCAAUACCGCCAGCCCAAGUUGAGGAGAAGCCUGUAGAGAAGGAGGCAGAGCCAAUACCGCCAGCCCAAGUUGAGGAGAAGCCUGUAGAGGAGGCAGAGCCAAUUCCGCCAGCCCAAGUUGAGGAGAAGCCUGUAGAGGAGGCAGAGCCAAUACCGCCAGCCCAAGUUGAGGAGAAGCCUGUAGAGAAGGAGGCAGAGCCAAUUCCGCCAGCCCAAGUUGAGGAGAAGCCUGUAGAGAAGGAGGCAGAGCCAAUUCCGCCAGCCCAAGUUGAGGAGAAGCCUGUAGAGAAGGAGGCAGAGCCAAUUCCGCCAGCCCAAGUUGAGGAGAAGCCUGUAGAAAGUGAGGCAGUAGUAAAGAAAGUACCAGAGACUUCUCCUGCACCUCCUGCUGCUAAACCAGAAAACGUUAGCCCUGAGAGAGAUUACGAAAGGACAGAGUCAGAAACAGGGGUUGAACCCAGCACAGAAGUCAAAGCCGACAAGUCAGUUUCACCAUCCCCUUUUGAGAAAAAAGUCCCUGAACAGCUCCCAGAACCUGAACCACAAUCAGCUAAAGUUGAUCAGAUCCCACCUCAGGAGGCUGUAGAAGCUCCAGCACCAGUAGUAGAAAAAAAGACAGAUGAAACUGAAACUGAGGCUGGAGCAGAACGUGUAGGUCAGAAAGACGAAAAUCUGGCAUCUGUGGAUACAAAGGUUGAACCAGAGGCAACAGCAGAUAAUAAGGCUGAAAAAGCCCAGGAUAUGUCUACUCCCCCUGUUUCUGAAGCUAAAGAGCAAGAAAAGGUCAAAGCAGAGCAUUUAGAACGAGCUAUAGAGGCAGCGUCACUAUCAUCUGCUGCUAGUGAGCCACAAGCCCCUGAGAACGUUUCUGAGGAGAAACCCACACAGGAAGGGAAAGAAGCUGGCAGCAUAGCUGAAAAUAAACAAGAGGUGUCUAUAGCUGAGAGUAGGGAGCCAACUCCUAUUGUGUGUGAUGAGAAAGCAGUGCAAGAGAAAGAAUUAUCCAAAGAUGAAUCCGAGCAAACUCCAAAGACAGACUCUGUGUCUGAGAGCAUUCAGCCAGAGAAAGAGAAAGUGGUUGUGUCACCACCUGUAGUUAGUGAAAAGCAGGAACCUAUUUCAGUAUCAGAGGUGAAAGCUGUGAGUGACAGAGAGGGAGGCGUAGAAGACAAAACACUACCAGAGCAGACUAAAACAUCUGAAACUCUAUCUGAAAAUGUGUCUAUUGCCCCAGCCCCUGUAGUAGAACCUGACACCCUAGUCCUUGUAGUUGGUGAACAGGACGAAGACAAACCCCUGAAUGAAGUGAAGUCAAUGCCUGAAAUUCAAGGGAUAAUAGAGGCUGAACUGGAUGCAGUUGGAGAGGCAACGCUGAAAGACCCUGGAGAAAAAAACACAGUCGCUAAGGAUAUCAGUCCCACCAGCCCCUCAGACCUUGCCAAGCUGGAGAGCACUGUCCUUCCCAUACUAGAGGCCCAGGCUACACAACCAAAGGACAAUUCAGACAAACUGACCGACUCACUCAAGACCAGACGCAAACUUGUGGUGCUACCCCUCUCACCUGAAUCUCCCAGCACAGAGGAUGACCCAGAACUCUCAGAGAAGAAGGACGCCUCAGCAAAGAAAAAGCUGCUGGUGCCGACAGACAUCAGGGGUGACUCGUUGGAGGACAGCAGUGAGAGCUUAGGGAAAGAUAGUCCCGUGUCAGGGGAUGACGAAGACUUAAUUCGUAAACAGAUCAUGGAGAUGAGUGAGGAUGAGGAUGCUUCGCCGUCCGACGAAGAAAACCUCAUCCGGCAAAAGAUCCGAGAUCAUGAGAGGAAACGAUUGGAGCAGGAGAAAGGGGAGGGGAAGGAGAGAAGCGCAAUGGCAAAAGGCAGGCGGCUCCUCAAGAAGAACACCAUCAGCCCUGAGGACGAAGAUGAGCGGAAAAUCUCACUGGAUAAACCUGACAAGGCAUGGAAAGAGGGAUUGGAACCCAAAGUCUCAGACUCUCAGGAAGGGGAACAGCCUUCGGCAGAUAGAGUUGUGGCGGUACGCCAAUUCAGAACCAUCGAGCUCAACACGACUACCAACCUUGUGCGCAUACCGGGUACGUCAGAUGAUGGAGAGCUUGAGAUGGAAAGCCUCACCAACUCUCCUGAUGAUCGCUCCAGGGGCGAUGGGUCCUCCAGCCUGCACGCAUCCAGCUUCACCCCUGGUACAUCGCCUACAUCCCUGUCCUCUUUGGAUGAGGACAGUGACAGCAGUAGUCCCAGCCGCAUGCACAGUGGCGAGGGGAAACAGCACAGGAAAGCGAAGCAUAGACAACAAGGCCAAGGUCUACCCACCAUCGAAGACUCUUCUGAGGAAGAGGAGUUACGAGAGGAGGAGGAUCUGCUAAGAGAACAGGAGAAGCAGAAAGGCUCUGGGAAGAAGUCGAAGAAGGACAAAGAGGAGAUCCGAGCUCAGAGGAGGCGGGAGCGUCCCAAAACGCCGCCCAGCAACCUCUCUCCUAUUGAAGAUGCCUCCCCGACAGAAGAGCUGAGGCAAGAGGCAGAGAUGGAGGAGUUCAGGCGAUCAUCCUUAUCCGAUUUCUCUCCCAGCAUUGAGUCAGAACCAGAGGGAGUUGAGAUCAAUGCUGCAAAGAUUGCAGCAGUACAGAAAGUAUACCAACUUCCUACAUCUGUUUCUCUCUACUCUCCAACAGCUGAUCAAGGUGCUAAUAAAAGCCCUGAAAAACGAGCCCUGAAAACUGCAGACGAAGCCUACGAAGAGAUAAUGCUAAAGGCUAAAACACCCACAAGGGAAAAGGUGGACCCCCCUCCGGGGAAAGAGUCCCUCUAUGGUGGGAUGCUGAUAGAAGAUUAUGCCUUUGAGUCCCUUGUUGAAGGAAAUGGAAAGAAAGUCCAGCAGCAGGAGCCUGAGAAAAUCUCAGUGCCAGCUCAGCCCAAAAUACUGAGAUCUCCAGAUGAGGUUUACGAAGACAUGAUGGAGAAGAAGAAAGAAUUCAUGCAGCUGGAGCAGGAACUAAAAAAGGCACAGUCCAUGUCAGAUAGACCCACACCAAUGAUUGUAUUGCAACCCACUGAGCCAACCAGCUCCAGGAGUGUUACAGUUACUAUAGGCAAGGAUGGGAAACCACUGCUCGAUGCUGAGGCUGCGUAUGAGGAACUCAUGAAGAAAGUUCUGACUCCUGGGACUAGCCCGACACAGCAGGGUCCUGAUAUAUCUGGGGCGGCCCCUGGUGGUGAGUUCGAAGGUACUGAAUCCAGAAGGGCUCUGCGUCCCAUACCAGACCUGAGGGUUACACAGUGCUCUUCAGGGGAGGAGGACGCUGAUGAAGAGGCCACUGAGACCAAAAGUCAAGAUAAGCCAAAGACUUCAUCAGACAAUCCUAAAGUUGAUCAGGCACCCUUAACAGCUGCUGCAGAAACUGAGUCCAAAUCAGUUGCUUGCAAGGUCCCCCCAUCAACAACUUCAGACCAACCACAGACCCACAUUGAAUCUUCCCAGACUGACCAGCCUCUGGACAUAACCCAACAGGAUGUCAUGGACUUGUCUAGUAUGAAGUCCUCAGCCCCUGCUGUUGCCAGUGUAUCGCCCUUACCCACCGUCCCUCAGUACACCCCCACUGUUCACAGUGUAGUGUCAACCACCCCACCAGUGCCCCCCAAACCAGCCAUCCUGCACAGGGCUCUGUCUCAGGAAAAAGCAGAUAUUCCUGAACCCCCUCCACUGCCCCCUCCCACCAUGCCAAAGCCAUCGGUUUACCCCAGGAAACCCCCUGUACCGCUUCCAUCUCAGGCUAUAAUCAGGUCAGAACAUGUUGCCAUGACAACAGCCCAAGGGUCGCCGGUAAGACAACCUCAUGUCCCCCCACCGGUUCCUCCAAAGCCAGCCAUCCCUGCUGGAAUGGGGUAUAGCCACAGGCCAGGGGAAAACGUUAAACCACCCCUUGCUCCAAAACCUGUCUCUCAGCCUGGCUCUCCUGCCCACAUCCAAUAUCCAAGACCCACUGCCCUCCACACAGGCCAUGCUGAUGUAGCCCUGAAUCUGAGCCCCUCAGCUGAAAGCAGGCCAGGUCACUUCUCAGGUCAUUCCUCGGGUCACUCCUCGGGUCACCCAUCCCCCACUUCUCCGCGAUACGGCAAUCGACACGAAACUUAUGUGGUUAUAACUCUGCCAUCCCAGCCCAGCUCUCCAGUGGAAGGGAUCACCACCCAGGCCCCAUCCAGUCCAGGUCCAGCAUCUCCCUCAAGACAUGCCCAACCUCCACCUCAACCUCAAACACAGUAUCAACCACAACCUCAACCCCAGAAACAACCACAGCCACCUCCACCACACACAAAUAGGGUGCCCCUGGCAUUCACUCGCAUCACUGAGUCCAUGGAAAGUCAAGAGAUAUGUGGACCAGAGAAAGUUGUGUCAAGCUCCUGUCAUGUCAUUGAGGCUAUUUCAGCAUCCGCUCCACCCCCAGAGGUCAGGUUAGGACAGGUCACUCAGUUUGUGACGACAGAAGUUCAAAGAACCAUGGUGUCUGUCCGACACGAAAGGUCGCCGCCCCCACCUCCAGCCCCAAGAGCGAACGGUGUUCCAAUCUCACUGGAGAAACCUAAACCACAACAGACACAGAGUCCACAGGGCUACCAGCCAGGGGAGGUAGUAGACCUUCGUACCAUGAAGGUGAAUUCAGAAUCGGCCAUGAAAGUGGUGGAUCUGUCUUCGUCAGAUGUUAGACGUCAGUCCUUGGCCACAGACAUCAACGGUCGUCAGACAAGCGCAGUGCAGUCCCUAGUGGUGAAUCUCAGCACUGAGUCAACCAGUGUUUCCAUAGUGACUGACAGCAUCACUAUAGUUACAUGUGCUGCCACCAUACAAAGUUACGAAAAUACCAACAUAUCCCAAGUCCCUUCUCUGCCCCUUCAGCUUACAACCACAAACAAAGCCUUCGAGCCUGUUUGUCAGAUCAUCUAUCGGCCCAUUGAUGCACAGCCCACAACCAGCAACAAUGCUGAGAUCCCGAUGAACCUUUCUGUAGGACCUGGCACAGGCUUAGGGACAUUCCAGACACCUGUCACUAUCGCCCCUACCCCUGUCCCAGGGUGUGUGGCUAAUGGUCUGAGCAGCGGGAUGCCGACAGUAGCGGGUGCGGUGGACCUUAGCACAGCCAAACCCUUCAACACAGUGGUUUCGGUCGACGCUUCCUCCGCAGAAGUGGUCAUGGCUGUGAUCACAGAGGAGGAUGGGAAGCCUGUGGACCUGACGGCUGGGAGAAGAGCCAUCUGCUGUGAUGUUGUCUACAAGCUGCCAUUUACAGGUAGCUGCACCACCCAGCAGCCCACUACUCCAUUGCCCGAAGACCGCUUCGGCUACCGAGACGACCACUACCAAUACGACCGCUCACCCUACAACAUGAGGGGCUUCGGUGGCAUCAAACCCUCCAUGUCCGACACCAAUCUGGCUGAGGCUGGGCUUUUCCUCUAUAAGAGCAAGAACAGUUACAAUUUCCAUGGCACCACAGAGGGUGCAGUAGACCUGACAUCCUCCAAGACAUCUGAUGCAGGUGUAGCUUUGGACUUCUCCACCAAAGGCUCAGGGUUAUAUUCAGGAAUGAUAAUCCCCCCAUAUUCCCAAGCCAGAGUCAAAGGAGCUGUUGGGACACACUUUGGCACGAGCAGUGUCCUGAGAUCCUCCAAUGGGGUGGUGUACUCUUCAGUCUCAGUACCAGUCCCAUCCACCUACGCCAUCACCACACAACCUGGGUCCAUAUUCAGCACCACUUACAACUCCCUGUCAGCGGGCAUGCACACCAGCGACACCAUGCCAUCCCUGUCCACUCUCCAGAACCAGCCCAUGACUCGGUCCCACAGCUUCAUUUCCACCACCUCUGCAGACGAUCAAGGGGACGUCCCCCUCAACCUGGAGCUCGCUAAAGAUGGCAUAUCCACCUCCGCGGCCCUCACCACCAAAACGGUCACCCUGGCCCUGGAAAGGCUGGACUCGUACACGGACGCGUCCCUGGAGGCUAUCGCCGCCUCGCUGGAGGCCCUGUCCUCGCCCUGUGUGCCAGGGGAGGGCCAGUACCAGAUGCAGCGUGAGAUUCUGGAGAUGGAGAAGUUCAAACAGCAGCGGUUGGCUGAAGAACUGGAGUGGGAGCGUCAGGAGAUCCAGCGCUUCCGCGAGCAGGAACAGAUGCUGGUGCAGAAGGAGCUGGAGGAGCUGCAGUCCAUGAAGCAGGCCAUCCUGUGCCAGCAGGAGGAUGAGCGCCAGGCCCACCUCAUGAUGCAAAAGGAAACCUAUGCCCAGCAGCAGCAGCAGCUAGAGCAAAUACAGAGGCUCCAGGAGCAGCUCCGAGCACAACUGGAGGAGCAGAAGUUCCGGAAGAUGUACCCGGGGGAGGUGUUGCUGGGGCAUGGCCAGCAGGAGGCAGUCGUCCUGGGGCCGGACGGCACCGAGCUGGCCCGGAAAAUCAUGGAUAGUGGGUGCCAGACAGACGACGAGGACAGUGUUGUCGAUAAAGCCUACACGGCGGGGAGGAAGAAGAGAAGCACGGCCAAGAAGAGCGUAGACAGCUGCGUGCAGACGGACGAUGAGGACCAGGAGGAGUGGGAGCCUGCUCGGGCCAGACGUAGCAGGCCUCGCACGUCAAGGGGGGACAGAGGCGGACAGACUUCCGAUAUGUCCAUUCAAGCUCACUCUGAGAUCUCCAUACAGACGGACUCUGCAGGUAAUGUAAGAAUGGACGCCAGGAUGGAGCUCUCCGACUCGGAAAGUCCACAUUGGGAAGACAAGAGACGGCCCACGCCCUUGGAGAUAGAACAGUCUGGCCACCUCAGAGCUGACCCCUCCUCACUUCAGGCCCCGCCCAAAUCCCCUAAUGUUCUCUACUCCCCCAUAUCCCCCUGCAUAUCCCCGAGCAAAUCCCUUGAGUUUGUGUCCUAUGAGAAAUCACUGGGUGAUACAAGCCCACAGAGAAUAAGAGGGAGUACUGAUCCGACCAAAGUCUCUCCAAUCGGCAGCCCCAAGGGACCUAAGGCCAUGCAGAGAUCCAUGUCCGACCCCAAGCCCAUGAGUCCCACUGGAGAGGAGAGGGCAUCAUCCAGUUUCCAGUAUGGCGACGGUUACUCUGGCAAAAGCUCGUCGGGCAGCACACCAACUGGCACCGGCAAGAAGGUGAAGAGGACCCUCCCCAACCCGCCCUCGGAGGAGGAGGCAACAGCCGCCGGCCAGACAGCCAACAGCACAGGCUCGGCCCGCCGUCGCAUGUGCCGCAACACCAACAUGGCGAGGGCCAAGAUCCUGCAGGAUAUUGACCGUGAGCUGGACAUGGUGGAGCGUGAGUCGUCCAAGCUCCGCCACAAGCAGGCGGAGCUGGACGAAGAAGAGAAGGAGAUCGACGCCAAGCUACGCUACCUGGAGAUGGGCAUCAACCGCAGGAAAGACGCCCUCCUCAAGGAGAGGGAGAAGAGGGAGCGGGCCUACCUGCAGAGCGUGGCAGAGGAUCGUGACUACAUGUCAGACAGUGAGGUCAGCAAUAUCCGGGAGACACGGAGCGGCCGUGGCAGUGGAGAAGAUGAAGAGAUGGGAAGUCACGGGCUGGAGCGCCCCAGGACGGCACCCCAGUCAGAGCUGGAUGAUUUUGUGCCACCACAGACCACACACGAGGCCCAGUACGGCACGUACUCCCAGUACCAGUACCCACUGAGCCAGACGCUGUACCAGCAGCAGUCACUCUACCAGUCCCCCCAGCCCUACCAGUCUCAGUCCAUCUACUCCUCAGUCCCCUCCCUGGCUAGCUCCCAGCAGCAGAGCUACCACCAGAUGCUCCUUCUCCAGCAGAAGGCAGCCAGGCAGGCGGCCCUGAUCCAAGAGUUGGACGCGUCGUCAAAGUACGAAGUCAUCAGCCGACAGCCCGACCCCGUGUCCUCUGCCUACAUGGGAGGGGUCAGGUACGACAAGUACGGUAACCACUUGGACCUCCGGGCCCUGGAGGUGGGGGGCAGUAUGGCUGGCAGCCCCAUGUCCAACGUGUCGGCCGACUCCUUCUAUGGAGACGUGGAGCACCACCACCACAGUCCACGAAGCUACAUCCUCCUAGAAGAUGCGGCAGAGCUGGCCAAGAGCUCCACGUGUCUGGCUUCAUCCAGCUACGCCCAGGCCGAGAAGGAGCUGGCUAAGGCAGAAAGGCUGUUGCGAAGAAGUGCAGCCGACUUGACCUCCACCGACUACCUGGGCUCCAGCUCCAGGCUCCACUCCGGGUAUGGAAAGACCCCAGAUGAUGAGGACUCCAUGGACGACCCCUACGAGCUGAAGCUCCUCAAGCAGCAGCUGAAGCAGGAGUUCCGGAGGAGCACAGGGGGAACAGAGAGCCUGGACCCGCUGACGGGUCUCUCCCACAACUACUACGGCACCCCCAGCUCGGGUGUCUCCUCCUCCCAGAGUUACUCCCAAAGACACUACCCCAAGACGGAGAAAUACAGCAUCAGCCGGCUGACCCUAGAGAAGCAGGCAGCCAAGCAGCUCCCAGCGUCCAUGCUGUACCAGAAGAACAAAGCCCCGCUGACCGACCCCAAAGUCUCCAAGUACUCCUCGAUGCAAGACAGCAGGAGUCUGGAGACAGACUAUACCAGCUAUUUAGGGUCCAGUAACGUUAGCGCCUCUCCCAGAUCCAGCCGGCUCCUUCAGGACGAGAUCACCUUUGGACUACGCAAGAACAUUGCAGAGCAGCAGAAGUACCUGGGCUCCACUUUGGGUGCCAACCUGGCUGGCUCGCUCAACUUCGGCCAGAGCCUGGCUUUGGACUCGACUUCCUACCCCAGUGGCAGCCGGUCACGGCCCUCUUCUAGGCCCAACUCCGUCUAUGGCCUGGAUCUCUCACUCAAACGGGACCCAUCCAGUUCCUCUUUGAGGCUCAAGGGGGACGGCGAGGCGGCCUCAGACAGCUACCAGAUGCCAUCAGGGCGUGCCAAGCCCACCAGCCUGCCCAUCGUGCAGGGCGGCCGGGGACGCAUCCCUAUCGUGGCACAGAACUCUGAGGAGGAGAGCCCGUUGAGUCCUGUGGGCCAACCUAUGGGCAUGGCGCGGGCUUCGGCGGGGCCCCUGCCACCCAUCUCGGCCGACUCACGGGACCAGUUUGGUUCGUGCCUCUCCCUGCAGGACUCCCAGCAGCAGCAGCACCUGAGGGACGAGCCAACGAGGGGGCGGGGCUACGUCUUGAUGGACGACCUCCAGUGCACUAUGUCGGACGGUGAAGCCCUAAGUGACUCCAUGCUGGCACUGAACAGAGAUGAUCCCCGACAAUCACAUGAGAAUAUCCCAAACGCCUACCACCUACGGCGAGAGGAAACGGACUGGUUUGACAAACCACACGAGGGACGACCAGAGAACGGACAAGGGCCGGACAGGAGACAGGGGAGGGGUGUUUACUACCCCUUUCCUCACACCAGAGUCAAACUGCAGAGGGAUCCCAAGGACCGCAGCGUGUCAGGGAAUGGAUUGGGUAUCAGAGUGGUGGGAGGUAAAGAGGUUCCAGGGACCAACGGAGACAUCGGAGCCUACGUAGCUAAAGUCUUACCUGGAGGAGUUGCCCAACAGACUGGGAAGAUACUAGAGGGAAUGCAGGUGCUGGAGUGGAACGGGCUUCCUCUGACGGGGAAGACCUACGAGGAAGUGCAGGGGCUUGUGGUACAGCAGUGUGGCGAGGCAGAACUCUGCGUGAGACUAGAUCUGAACAUGCUGGCUGACUCUGAGGGCUCUCAGCACCUUGAUCUCCCGGACCAGAGCAAACCAGGUGACAGACCCCCCAGGUCUCCGGGGGUGGAUCCGAAGCAGCUGGCUGCAGAGCUACAGAAGGUGUCCCAGCAGCAGGCUCCUCCACCUACCACCGCCACAUCCUCCUCCUCCACGACGGGGGGAGAGAAAGGACCCCACUCUGCCAUCUCAGGCGCCGCCUCGGCCGCCUCUAGCGCCAUCCAGAGUCCGGGCCAGCCGGGGUCGCCCUCCGUCAGCAAGAAACGCCACAGCAGCAAGUCUGCGGACGCAGUGAAGACACAAUCCCACCCUGUUACUGGAGAGAUACAGCUUCAAAUCAACUAUGACAAGCAGCUGGGGAACCUGAUUGUUCACGUGCUCCAAGCCAGGAACCUGGCCCCCCGAGACAACAACGGCUACUCCGACCCCUUCGUCAAAGUCUACCUCCUACCUGGGAGGGGUCAGGUCAUGGUUGUCCAGAAUGCCAGUGCUGAGAAUAAGAGGAGGUCAAAACAAGCUGGCCAGAGUCUGAACCCAGAGUGGAACCAGACUGUUAUCUAUAAGAACAUCCACCUGGAACAGCUGAGGAAGAAGCUGCUGGAGGUGAGCGUGUGGGACUACGACAAGUGCUCCUCCAACGACUUUCUGGGAGAGGUGUUGAUGGACCUGUCCAACACAGCUAACAUGGAUAACGUCCCACGCUGGCUCCCUCUGAAGGAACAGAGUGAGGGAGAGCACCACCGGCGCUCCCUUUCAGCACAGGGGCGCCAGCACUCCCCCAAGCCCCCCUCGCAGCACGCCUCCCCCAAAACCCCCGCCCACGGUAACCAGGACUCCCCCAAGCCCCCCUCGCAGCACGCCUCUCCCAAAACCCCCGCCCACGGGAAUCAGGACUCGCCCAAGUCGUCGGUCAUCAAGAGCCGGAGCCACGGGAUCUUCCCUGAUCCAGCCAAGGACACGCAGGUGCCCACUAUUGAGAAAUCUCACAGUAGCCCCGGCACAUCGAAGCCUUCCCCGUCCGAGGGCCACAGCCAACAUACGCCACGUGCGGCUCCACGUGCGGCGCCUCGCAAAAGUGCAAGGCAACACCAGCAGGAUGGCGACGGCGGUGUCGCUGUAGCAACGGGUGAAGCUCCGGCUCCGCAGCAACAGCACCGCCUCCAACCAAUCUCCUACCCCCCAGCCCAAAGAGGCCGCCUCUCCCUGAGGCACCACAGACACACCAUAGUGGGCGUGCUCACCAUUCAGAAAACCCAAUCCGAUUCGCUCCCCGCCUCGCCGGGCCCGGCAGCAUCAGCCAAUAGGAGCCAAGCAGACGGCAGACACAUGACCUUCAGGAAAGCCAUGUCUGAAGAGAGGCCACAGAGGGAAGGAGCACAGCCCGGCAGGUCCGGCGACGCUCCGGUAACAGCCGCCUCAUUGGACAGCGGUCUGAGUGGCAGUGCUUACAGCCUAUUGGAGGAUGAGGGUGGGACUAAUGCCGUGGACAGUGCCAUCUUCCAGGUCCCUCGGUUUGGGAAGAUUCCAAAUGGCACAGACGUGAUGAUGUCACCAAUGGGCCAUAUGGACUCUGAGGGUAAGACCCAGGUAAUGGGAGAGAUCAAGAUAGCUCUGAGGAAGGAGCUGAAGACAGAGGGAGACCAGCUGGUGUUGGAGAUUCUUCAGUGCAGAAACAUCACCUACAAGUUCAAGUCUCCAGACCACCUGCCAGACCUCUAUGUGAAGCUGUAUGUGGUGAACAUUGCGACCCAGAAGAGGAUCAUCAAGAAGAAGACCCGGGUAUGUCGUCACGACCGCGAGCCCUCCUUCAACGAGACCUUCAGAUUCUGCAUGAACCCCACCGGCCACUCUCUGCAGCUCUUCCUGGUGUCCAAUGGGGGGAAGUUCAUUAAGAAGACCCUGAUCGGAGAGGCCUACAUCUGGCUGGAUAAGGUGGAUGUGCGGAAGCGAGUGGUCAGCUGGCACAAACUGCUGGCUAGCUCUGCUCAGAUCCACUCCUAAAGAACCUACUGUUAACCUUGUCUAUUCUAUAGGCUCUUAACUCGCAGAGAGAAAGACGAGGAUGGCUAGGGCGCUCGAGUUUACUGUCUCCAUCACUGAUCCACUCUUUAUGAACCAAUUGGACAUACUCACAGGUCCACCAUUGGGGUCGGAGCAAGAACCGUUAGGGUGCGGGAGUUAGACAUCUCUUACGUAUCCUGUGGAUCUUGAGUUUUGGUGUCAAGGGUCAGGGGUCAGCGUUUGAAUUGCUUGAGCUGUGACUGGGGAUUGGGGAGAGAACCUUUGUUUGACAUGCAUUUGGCGAUAAGGGUAGUGGGUAGGAAGUAGGUAUGUGUUUACAGGAAAUUAACUUGUGUUUACAGGAAGUAGUGUAGCCAGGGGAGGGAGGACAUUGAGGCAACAAAGCAAGAACAGAAUCAACCAGGUAUUACACACACGCUCACACACACAGUCACAAACACAUUCAAACACAAAGAAAGAUGAUGGUAAGAGACUGACACAUUAAUACAGGGGAUGGACACGUUCAUAUUCUCUCAUUGCUUCAUUUGACUGGAGAUGUUUUUAUUUAUGAAUAACAUUAUAACUACCUGUGGUAUUCCCCUCAUGGCUUUGUAUAUUGUUAGAAGAGUUUAAUUCAUUUAUGAAGCAUUUUGGGAAUUAAAUGUUGAAGAUUUAUUCUAUGGAGAUUGCACCUCUUAUUUUUGUAUUAUAAUUAUGAUUAUUAGAGUUUUAUUGAUUAUUCUCCUCAAUUGUUUAAGUACUGAAUGAUGAAUGAAGAAUUUUGAAUCCAGGGACACAGUAUAUUUUGUGACAUAAUCUCACUUUAAUUCUAGUUCUCGAUUUGAAAUGAUUGCCUCAUCUGGCACAAGGUACAAAGCCCUUGGCAAGCAUGUUUUUACAUUUUGGGACAACAAUAUUUCCCCUUCUCUACUUUCUCUAGAUGUACAUUUAGAUGCUGAUAUAUCAGAUAUAUUAUAUUAACAUUGUUCUAAGUAUAAUUGGUGUGGUUUUAACAGACUGGGCAGUAUAGUGCACAGGGUCAUGUUUAUUAGGCACCAAAUGGAAUAAAACAGACUGAAACAAGGAGGGACUACCUGCUGUUGUCCAGGAAGAAAUGCUCAUUUUAGUUUUCAGUUGCAAAAUGUUUUAGGUUGGGUGACCUAAUGAACGUAACAGUGAAAAGUUGCAAUGUUGCCUAUGAGGUUGACUUUGUAUAUAGUUGAGUACACUGUCGCUGUGAGAGAUAAAACGAUAUAUUCUUAUCACAGACAAUCCGUUGUGGAUGAUUGUGGCUUAACAUAUUAUUUUUGGAAUGUGAAAUAUUGGGCACAGGUUUUAGCUGUGAUUCAAGCCUGUUUUUUCUCCUAGUAAGAUACACAGUGAACUGCUAUGCAUAAGACUAGCGUAGUUCUGACUUCUCCUUACAUUCACACAUUUGAAAUAUCUCUUCACAUGCACACUGUCAUGUUUUACUUAGCACUUUGUCAAGUUAGGGAAUGUAUAGAUGAAUAUACAGUAUGUCCCCACUCGUAGAUAAAUAUAAUAUAUAUAAGUAUAUCAAAUGAAUAUAUUAAAUAAAUUAUAUAGUAAUAUAUUAUAGUUAUAUAAUAUAGUUGACCAUACUUGAUGACCCUCUUGGCCUGUGUAUAGUAAAGUGUGUCCCAUGGUUCAUAUAUCAGGGUCCCCUCCAAACAGUUGUCUAUCUAUACAUUGAAUGGGUGGGGGAGUUAGUGGAUGCAGCAUGCUUUGGACUGUUUCUGUUGGUGUGUCUAUCUCCAUCACGUCUAGGUACUAACUAUCCUAUUGGGCUCUCUGUUUGUCUAUGGGGAGAGGUUGGUAGCUGGGGCUAUUGUUUGUAGAUGAGUUCAAUCAAAGUUGCUUUGAUUAAGAAAUGCUACAAUAAUUACAUUUUGGUAUGUUUGUCAUAGUCCUGGUGACACAUUUUUUUUGCUAUGGGCUGGUGUGCAUCUCUAAGCUACGAACCUGUGAGAUUUGAAGGUGUGUAACGUGGCUUUCAGUUGAAAGGACACACUCAGAGUGAUAUCCUGCCUAGGGUCAAGGUGUGAGGGCUGGUUGGUUUGAUAGUGACCUUUUGACCUUUGAUCUUUGCCAAACAUUGACCAAACACCACAGGUUCUACCCAGCUGAUUCUAUGCAACAUAGACUUUGUGUUGUGACUGUGUCUGAAUUAUCUGAGUCAAUCUAGAUUCUACAGUCUGAGUUAGCAAUGCAUUUUAGGGGACAAUGGGUUAUUCUGUUUAUGUGUUGUUCACAUGUAUAGUUUUUUUACUGCCUUCAAGUUUGGGAAUGAAUCAGAACAUAUAGCUCUUAAGAUUUGAUUUUUAUAAGUAUGCUUUCACAUACUGUUAAAUGCAACUUUAUUUAUUGCACAUAAACUGUUGUUUUCAUAUGUUUUUUACAUCCUCAAAUGUUAGAUGUACGGUACGUAGCUAAUUGGAAAGGUUUUUUGUUUUCAGCAAAAUUAUCCAGUGCUUUUAUUUCAACCCAGAAACUCAGUCUUCAGCCCAAUGUCCCAGCAGACUCUCUCUCUCACACACACACACACAGCACACGCACACGCACACGCACACGCGCACACACGCACACACGCACACACACACACACACACACACACACACACACACACACACACACACACACACACACACACACAGUAGUGACUCUUCACAUAGACUAGAAUCUAAGGAGACACUUUCUUGACAUCAGAGACGCAUUCCCAACAGAUUCUAGCUUUUCACACAGUUUUUACGCACCCCCACUUUUAAAUAGUUUUAUUUUUCCAGUAUAUAUGUAAUUUGAAAAAUGACCAAAAAAAGUUGAACAAUGUAAUGACUUGAUGUUCUAUCUAAAAUGGUUACCCACCUGAGAUGGAUCCUUUUUGAUACAAGCGUGCGUGAGUAGUUUCUUCAUACCACACCCAUGCAUGGCCAAGUCCUCCUGAAAGUGACCUCCCUUUCCAAUGUGUGUGGUCUAGCUAAGAUCUACACACACACACACACACACACACACACACACACACACACACACACACACACACACACACACACACACACACACACACACACACACACACACACACACACACACACACACACACACACACACACACACGGAAAUGCCAUCUCUUUAUUUCCUACCUUGUAAAUACAUAUAUUUUUUUUCUACAAGAGGAAACCAAUAGAUUUCCUUGAUAUCUGACAUGAACUCAUAUGAUCACGGGAUGAAAACACAAGCAGUAUGUUACUCUCUUGACAUGGCAGAAUACCUACAGGAGUUAGAUGGAGGAAAGACCUUAUAAACCCUUACACCGGACACAACAGAGUUUUAUCAGAGUAUACAAACACAGACACACCUUAUCUUAUCAACUCAAGUAGUUGCAGGAGAAAAUGUGCUCACAACAAUGGAUGUUGCAUGUUUAGUUGGUGGUUCGUUCAUACUAUUUUUGUGUCCAGAAAUUCUAUUUAAAAAGAAAGAUAGACAGAGAGAUCAAACGUUACGAGGGGAACGAAAUUCUGAAGAAUAAUUCUCAGAUUAUUUAAAGAUGUAUGCUGACUGUACAAAGAUUAUGCUUGUAAAAUCCGUCUGGUUUUCCACUUCUAUGUAAACAGAAAAAUCUAAUGUCAUGGUUUUGUGAUUGUACACAGGAGGUAUUGAUAAAUUAUGCAAAUUGUGCUGUAAAAACAACGGCUGUUGCCCCAUGUCUAAAUAUUAAAUAUCUGUACAAAGAAAACAA